AUGAAUCUAAAUCACUUCUGCUUUCUCCUUUGCACUUUGGUGACAUUCGUUUUCGCCUCUGGCUCAGUCAUCUGUGACAAACUCACAAAUGCCACGGAUAUCAUCAACCAUUCUUCUCUUCAAUUACAAGAUAUCGAUACCAAAAUCCUCAAAGCAGCAAAUGGCACCGAACCGUUACCUAAGGAUCUCACCGCUCCGAAUGCGAAAGACCACAGCGCAGUAUUACAGAAGUUAGAUCUAUCUUUACAACAACUGCUGAAGGUUGCGAGGACAUAUCAUGCUAAAGGACCAGGAGGUAAUCUUGAAUCUCUGGGGGCCUCUAUAUCACGAUUAGAGACACAGUUGCAGACAUUUAAUGAUAAACUUGUACACCGGUCUUCGCAGCGGAGAGCCAGUGAAAAAGCUUUAUCUGAUAGUUCGCAACCCUCUCCAUCUCCUGCUAUGGCCUUCGGCAAGGCUCUCGAUGUUGUUAGAGCAACAAGCAAACUCACACAUAGUGUUAUGAUGACGGCUCAAAAGUGUUCACCAGGAGGCUUGGAGGCCAGGCAAGACCUGAGUUCUGUUUUUGAUGCCAUAACUAGUGCGCUGAGUUCUGUACUUGAUGAAGUCAGUAACCUUCUACUUGCUAUGGAGGAGUACUUAGUGGGGCUUUGGGGGGCUGGAAGUGAAAUCCUCAAUGCAAUUAUGGAGUUUGUCAUUGAAGCUGGGAUUAGUAUACUUGACGCACUGUCUGUGCUGCUUCUGGGCGAAUAA
This is a messenger RNA of Penicillium longicatenatum, 753 nucleotides long. RefSeq lists its product as uncharacterized. The coding region runs from base 1 to 753 and encodes 250 amino acids. The transcript has 2 exons. The record is from RefSeq and is a predicted model, not a curated record. NCBI's taxonomy places the organism in Eukaryota, Fungi, Ascomycota, Eurotiomycetes, Eurotiales, Aspergillaceae.